GAUGAUUAGCAUCUCAAUUGACUGUUUGUUCCUAUGCGCGGUGAAUUUAAGACCAUCACAAAUUUGAUUUGCACAUACAUCAUUCGCAAUGACCGAAGUCUCCUUCACCAGAAGCUUUCUACAAGUGGUAGACUCAAAGCCUAUUAGGUUGCCGUACGACUAUGUUGCCGAUCCAGCCACGACGCGGUUGCCAGUGCCAUACACUCUUCCCCGCCUUCAAUCCCCGCACCCUCCUAUGGCAAAGAAGAUCAAGACUACAGAUGCUCCUGGCUCCGCGAAAUCAGUAACCGUUCAAUUGAAAUCUGCACGGAAUCCUGUUCUCGAAGUAUCGCUAGACAAUGUCCCUCUCACAACAACAAGCAUCCACGACUUGCGCGAAGCAGUACGUCAACGUGUCGUUGCGGCCGACGGAAAAGAACCACCAGCAGCCGAUAAGAUCAAGAUAUUGUAUAAGAAGAAACCCGUUGGUGGAAGCUCUGAACGGACUGUAGCCGAAAUUCUUGUCGAUUCAGAACCUGAACUUCUCAGUGGAGGAAAAACAGUUGAAUUCGGUAUUAUGAUUAUGGGAGGCGCAUCAGUCAAACCUGAAGUCACAGAAUCUCCAACGGGCGCGGGGGCUACAGUAACAGAGACAAGACCAUAUCAAUCGAAACCAGCAGUGGGCGCCAGUGGAUCGGAAGUUCUACAAACAGAGGAUUUCUGGAAAGACUUGGAAGGAUUUCUGGAGCUAAGGACGAAAGAUACUGUAGAGGCACUGAGGUUGUCGGGCAUAUUCAAAAGGGCAUGGAAAGCGGAUACCGCUCAAUCCGAGUCUUGACCACAUCUCUAGCUGUCACGAUAUUGAAUUUAUCCCAAACCAUUUCUCUCAG
This is a messenger RNA of Talaromyces stipitatus ATCC 10500, 869 nucleotides long. RefSeq lists its product as uncharacterized. Bases 89 to 817 code for a protein of 242 amino acids. NCBI's taxonomy places the organism in Eukaryota, Fungi, Ascomycota, Eurotiomycetes, Eurotiales, Trichocomaceae. The record is from RefSeq and is a predicted model, not a curated record. The transcript is spliced from 2 exons.